Messenger RNA from Cucurbita moschata (crookneck pumpkin), 1516 nucleotides. RefSeq lists its product as uncharacterized. Bases 324 to 1259 code for a protein of 311 amino acids. The record is from RefSeq and is a predicted model, not a curated record. Gene Ontology annotation, molecular function: phosphoglycerate dehydrogenase activity. NCBI's taxonomy places the organism in Eukaryota, Viridiplantae, Streptophyta, Magnoliopsida, Cucurbitales, Cucurbitaceae. The transcript is spliced from 3 exons.
UGGGAUUCAAAAAGGGAAACCUCUCAAUGCCCAUUUCUUCCCUCCUCCUCCUCUAACCUCCUCCUAUUUUGCGCAUUCUGAGCCACCAAUUUUGAUCCACCAUUUUCAGCCCUGCGGAUCCACAGCGAUUUCAAAAACCCCACUUCGUGUAAGGAUCGGAUUGUUUGGGGGUCUGAAAGCAAUGGAUGUUCGACUUCCGAUUGUUAUUGUGGAUGCAAAAUUUUGUGGAUUUCACUGGUUUUCCAGUUGCAACCAGGAGAACUUCUCGGAUGCUUUCAUGAUCACUUCAAACUAAAUCAGUUUCUGAGGAUCCUUAUGAAGUCAUGGAGCAUCCUUAUGAAACACAACUAAAUGGGGAAGCAGCUGAUCAUGAUUUCCAGAUCUGUGGAUACUCUUCUUAUCCAUUAUCUAACAUUCAAAUGCCAUCGCCCUUGUUUGAUUUAAGAGUCUUCUAUGUCAGGUUCAGUAAUUUCCGGGUGGAUGAUUUGACCCCCGAGUUUCUCACUCUCAACCAUAUCCCUCUAACUCCAAACACCCAUUUGGACGUCAAUGGUGUUAGAAACAGUAAUUUCUCAGGCUUUUCUUCUCUUCUCAGAAGAGAUAGGGUCAACAAGAACUCUGAAGAAGCAACAUUUGUGAGCACUGAUACCAUUAGGCUAAUGGGGAGUUUGAAGUUUGAGGUUUUCAAUGGAGAUUAUCAAAUUCUAUCUGGGGAAUUGUCUCACGAUGUGUGCACUGGAGACUCAAACACCAAUUCUUCUAAGAAAAAAUGGAGCAUGAACUGUGAAUCUGGGGUUGUUGCUGAUGCUGCAUUCUUGAAGGGAAAGCUCAUUGCAGGACAGCAAUUGAUCAGUCCAAAAAUUGAAGUGUACAUUGCUGGUAGCUUUUCUGGAAACCCCGUUGUCUUAACGAAAACUCUGCAACUCGGCUUUCGAAAGAAACAUGGCCAUAAACGCAUGUUGGAUGCAAUACCAGAAUAUGAUACCUCUGAAUGCCACAAAGAUUCAUAUCCCCUAUAUGAUUCACAAGUUUCAGAGUACAGACAUUAUAGACCAGAAACUGAAGAUAACUAUGCUAACAUGUACUGGAGAACAGACAACAUGGAAAGAGAAGAUGGUGAACUAUCCUGGUUCAACUCGGGCGUGAGGGUUGGUGUAGGAAUCGGACUUGGUAUCUGCUUGGGGAUUGGUGUAGGAGUUGGCUUGCUCGUGCGCACUUACCAGGCAACUAGUCGAACUCUAAGAAGGCAGAUUAUAUGACAUGAUUUCUCUUACUAAUCUUUCAUUGGAGUCCUUGUCUUAACCUUGAGAUUCAGAAAGCCGACAGCAAUGGUUUGUGUCAAUAAUAUCCAUCUCUGACAGCAGAAUUUGUGUCCUAGCAUGUUUGUUUCACAACAUGUGUAUAGAAGCUCAGCUAAGCUAAUAUCAUUUCUUUAUCAAAUGACUGCACAUUACUCGUUGUCUUCUUGUGAAUAAUCUGUUUCUGAGAUGUGAUUGAAAGGAAGACUGUUUUUUGA